CAAAUCAAAAUGGCUGAUGACGAGAAGUCCGAACCCAAGAUGAUGACAAUUUCGGUGAAAACGCCGAAAGAAAAGCAAGAUAUUGAAAUCAACACAGAAACAUCUGUGAAAGAGUUUCGAGAAAUUGUUGCCAAACAAUUCAGUGCGCCCUGUGAGCAGUUGUGUUUAAUCUUUGCUGGUAAAAUUCUGAAAGACACUGACACAUUGGAGCAGCAUGGAAUUAAGGAUGGGUUGACUGUCCACCUCGUCAUUAAAUCUGCUAACAGGUCCCAGCAACAGGCUGCGGAAGUGAGUGGGGCUGCCAGUCCAUCAGCACCUUCUCCUGCAGUCGGUGUGCAGCCUCCUGUAGGUCAGCCCAAUGUGGGGGAGACCCCGUUUGGAGUAGGUGGUCUGGGAGGCCUGGCUGGCCUCGGCAAUCUGGGGAUGGGCUCGGCCAACUUCAUGGAGAUGCAGCAGAGGAUACAAAGAGAGAUGAUGAGUAACCCUGAAAUGCUACGUAACAUGAUGGACAAUCCAUUUGUCCAGCAACUGAUGUCGAACCCCGAUGUGAUGAGACAAAUGAUCACAACCAACCCACAGAUGAGGGAGCUCAUGGAGAGAAACCCUGAGAUUACACACAUGUUGAACAACCCUGAUUUGAUGCGACAGACAAUGGAGCUAGCUCGGAACCCUGCCAUGCUCCAGGAGUUAAUGAGAUCACAAGACCGUGCUAUGAGUAAUUUGGAGAGUAUUCCCGGUGGUUUUAACGCACUACAGAGAAUGUACCAUGACAUUCAGGAACCGAUGAUGAACGCAGCACAGGAAGGUUUUGGGAGCAGGAAUCCCUUUGCCUCCCUCGUCCCUGGAGAAUCAGGAGCCAACACUGGUGAUGAUGGUCAACAAGGCAGAGAAAACACAGAUCCUUUGCCCAACCCCUGGGCGCCUCAGUCACCCGGGGCAACCACCACCUCUGGAACGACGGGCACAUCCAACACAACAACACCUUCUAGGGGUAUGUUUGAGACGCCGGGGAUGCAGAGUUUGAUGCAGCAGAUGACACAGAACCCACAGUUAGUAGAGAACAUGCUACAGGCACCAUACAUGCAGUCAAUGAUGGAGAGUAUGGCCGCCAACCCUGAUAUGGCCCAACAGAUGCUGAGUGCUCACCCCAUGUUGGCUGGCAAUCCUCAGCUCCAGGAACAGAUGAGGCAACACAUGCCCGCUAUGAUGCAACAGAUGCAAAAUCCAGAUAUCCAGAGAGUGAUGACAAAUCCGCGGGCGUUGGAGGCCAUGAUGCAAGUACAGACUGGUCUUCAACAGCUACAGUCAGAGGCUCCAGGCCUCUUCCCUCAAUUAAAUCCUGCAAUGGCCCAAGGUGUGCCCACUACCUCGACACCCACGACACCUGGCUCGGCUAACUCCCCCACCACCACUUCAUCUACCACACCCUCAGCUGACACUACAUCAACUACUACCACAGCGGGGGGCACAACCGCCACAGCAGGGGGCAUGACCCCUGCAACAGGGGUCACUCCCGGUGCCAGCCAAGAACAACUCACCAAUCUGAUGUCACACAUGAUGCAAAUGAUGUCACAGGGCAAUAUUAACCAGCCACCGGAACAGAGGUACGCAUCAGAGCUAGAUCAGUUAGCCAUGAUGGGUUUUGUAGAUCGAGAUGCUAAUAUUAGAGCAUUACAAGCUACGUUAGGAGAUGUGAAUGCAGCAGUAGAAAGAUUACUGCAACGAUGAUAGUAACUGUAAACGAAAGACGUUAGUGAUUAUAUGUGGUUUACAGAAGUGGACACAACAUGAAUUACCGAGUUACUGACCGGGCGGAACCCUGAAACACCUAGAAAGCACGUCGGACAGUGGACUGCAUUCUGUACUACAGUAGUGUACAUUACAAUGUAUAUUUAGAUUGUUACUCUCAUUCAUUGGUUGAAAUGGCUGACCAGAUCAUCAGAAGUAGGAUGGAACCUUGUAGUCCUGAGAAAUGUUCAUAUGGCGCUUUGGUGAAGACUUUGUUUUAUAUCGAAGCAACGUGCAAUUUUCAGUCUGCUUAGAUUCAUUCCUCAAAAUGUUGUCCAUAGGUAGUUCAGCUGUUGCAACCACUAAAUGAAAGAUAUAUCUACCUUUCGAAAAUCCUUUAAAAAUGCAUGCAAAGGUCUUGUAUUUUUUCCUUGAUUUCAAACUUACACUCGUGAUUUGGUGUUUUAGAAGACAAAUACAUUGCACUGAAUGUUAAACCAUAAGACAUGAAAUAAUUUCCAAAUAAUAAAAAAAAAAAUCAAACAUAACUUUUGUUGUAUCAGGUACAUUGAAAAUAGAACUUGUACAAUGGAUUUAAAGCUCCAGAAAGACAACUUUUAGAUUAUAUUCAUUUGCAUACAUAUCUCCAUCUGCCUAUGUAUUUAAGAAAUUGUCGUUGAGUGAAUUUUAAGUCCAUUUUAAUUCUAUAUAAAGACUAUUUUGUGAGUGACAAUACCUAUGUACAGUAAGUUGGUAGUUUCCUACUGACAUGUUUAUUAUUCAGUGGAUUGGAUAUUCCAACACAAAAUCAGGAUCCCGUCACAUAUAUCAAGACCAUGAUGCAGUAUAUAUCAUUAAUUGUACAUGUGCUGGUAGCGGUUUUAUUUAAUUUUACCAGGUAGGGUUAUCUCCAAGAGACUUGUAAUUCAUGAUUCCUUCAGAAUAGCAAUUUCUUGUUAUUGUUUUUCGUUGUUUUAAGAAAUAUUCAAUACAGUAAUUCUUCAUCUGUAGAAAACAUAAACUUUCAUUUAUUUAACAUAAUUGUAAUUUCCCUUAUUUCUUUUUUGUUUGUUUAGCUGAAGUUUGUAAUUUCCAUAUCAAUCAGACAGCUUGUCUAUAGAAUGCAGCCACUGUGUGAGGAACCUUAUUUAUAUAUUUUGUUGUCUUCAACUUUUAAUACACAGUCACUUACAGUUCAGUCCUGAUUCCUUUCUGCCUAUUAUAGAUUGUUAACCUUUUAGUUAAUUGAACAAUUAUAAUGAAGUUAAUGUAUUAAGAAAUAAGACUAAACCUCUACAAUAUAUCAUAUUAACUAACCAUAGGCAGAACAUAUAACGGGGAUAAUAUUGAGGGAAAACUUUUACUGCAUUGUGAGUAUAUCACAUGCAUUUAAGUGUUGUGUUAAAUUUGUUUGUAAAUCAUAUUUUGUGUUCAUCAAUAUCUGGUCUCUGUAGCAUAGCUGUAGUCCUCUUAGUCAAAUCUUUUUGUCGGAGGUUCACCGAAUGUCUCGAUGAGAUAAAGAAAUAAUCAUGAUUCUUUGGUGACUACUUUAAGGUACAAUAUCUACCAUAAGAUAUCGGCGAUAUACCGGGGGGUCGUUGUGAUACACCGGGGAGUCGUCGUGAUAUACCGGGGAGUCGUCGUGAUACACCGGGGAGUCAUCGUCGAUAUAAUCCUGGGGAGUCGUCAUGAUAUACAGGGAGUCGUUGUGAAAUAUGUUUAAAUUUGGCUGGUUGUGUGUGUGUAGGUCGAAAGAAGUGCCAUGGAAUUGUCGUUGAUGCCAUUUCAAUACAGAAAGUUACAAUUUCUUAUUGUAUUGAAUUUGAUAUGUUGUCACUCAUUAAAGGACUGUUUUCACAGUAGUCGUGGCAUUUUAUUCUGCGAUUUCUCCACGUUUGCUUUCAUUCUGGAACAUUCAUUGUUAAUUAUCAAUUCUGCAAAUAAAAAAAAUCUGAAUAUUAAUAUCA
Mizuhopecten yessoensis (Yesso scallop) is the source of this 3695-nucleotide messenger RNA. RefSeq names its product ubiquilin-1-like. The transcript has 15 exons. The coding region runs from base 10 to 1728 and encodes 572 amino acids. Gene Ontology annotation, molecular function: polyubiquitin modification-dependent protein binding. Lineage: Eukaryota; Metazoa; Mollusca; Bivalvia; Pectinida; Pectinidae. Gene Ontology annotation, biological process: ubiquitin-dependent protein catabolic process. The record is from RefSeq and is a predicted model, not a curated record. Gene Ontology annotation, cellular component: cytosol.